UCUACUCCCUUUGUUCAGACACAAAAAAAUAUACCCUUUCAUUUCAUAUUUUAUAAAAGCUUAAAAAACACAGAAUGGAUCCCACUUAAAUACCUUUGUUCAAAUUUCUUGCCUUUUUCAUUUUAUAACUUCUCAGUCUCUUCACUGCUUCUUUCUUUCGGUUUUUCAGGGAAGAGAAAAAAAUGUUUGCUUCUGGUUACAGAAAUGGAAAGAGCAGAAAGAAAGCCCAACAAAAAGGUUUCUGUUAUGCUUGAGAUUGGAUUAGAGACUAUAUUAUACCCCAAUCUUGGUUCUUUGGAUUGCUUUAACUGUGAUUAAAUUUUGCUGGAGUUAAUAUUGCAUUGGAUGUGUAGCAUGUGUCAUUACUGUGGUGCUGAACUUGCGAAGUCUAUUGAAGAAAAGAGGAAACAGGAUAAUGGUAAUGCUGUAAUUUCAAGUACUGGAGACCCCAUUUGGUAUUGUAAAUUAUGCUGUGAGAGGAAAGGAAGAGACUUCGUAAAGCAGGAUGGUAUUACUCCAUAUGCAACACCAAUGAUCAGUCCAAUUUUCUCAUUGUCUUGUAGUGACCGCUCAUAUUCUAGCUGCAGUGAUUUUUCAGUUGAUAUAAACUCAUAUGAUCGGGGCGAGGAUGGCCAAGAGGUUGUUUCAAAAAAAAUUUUGCCAAAUGGCCGAUUGCAACACCUGAGCUCAGAAGGCCCUAGGAAGAGAGUUGAUAGCUUGAAUAUGAUGAUAGAAAGCAACUUGAGGGAUAAGAAAAAUAGCUAUGAUAUGGACAUAGUGAGAGAUAUUGAGAUAACAGAAGCUAGUAAUCAACAAGAAGCAAAAGAGAGCAUUGUUGAAAAUUCUCCUACAACCAUAGGCAAAGAAAAUGGGGCUUCUCAGUCCAUUAAUGUUGAAAUGGAUAGUCAAAUUUGGGAACCUCCAGAACCAGAAUAUCCAGUGGAUGACUUGGAGGGAACCGUGGCUUAUGAUGAUGAUGAUGAUGAAUGUGGAGAUGGCACAGAAUGGGGAAAACCAAGUUCCUUGAGUCAUAUUAUAGAUGAUGACAAUGGAAGAUACAGGUUUAAAGAGGAAAAAAAAAGAGCAAUGGAAGAGGUAAUAAAUGGGAAGUUCAAAGCUAUCAUCAGUCAACUUCUUAAAUCUGUGGGCGUUGCCUGUUCUGUUAAUGACAGCCAUAAUUGGGUGGAUAUAGUUAUUUCUUUAUCUUGGGAAGCUGCUCUGUUUUUGAAGCCCAAUGCUAUUGAUGGCAAAGCAAAUGGUCCAGAUAGAUACGUGAAAGUAAAAUGCAUUGCAACUGGUUCUCGCAGUCAAAGCCAAUUGAUCAAGGGAUUGGUCUUCAAAAAGCAUGCUGCUCAUAAGCACAUGCAAACGAGGUACAAGAAUCCAAGGCUGUUACUAAUUCAGGGAGUCCUUGGUCAGUCGUCUAGUGGGUUGUCUUCAUUCAGUUCACUAGAUGAGGAAAAAUGUCAUCUGAAAUGUCUAAGUGAGAUGAUAGAUAUGUGCCAUCCAAAUGUGAUAUUAGUGGAGAAAACUGUUUCACGUGAUUUUCAAGAGUGUAUCCUUGAGAAAGGAAUUACACUGGUGUUUGACAUGAAGCUACAUCGUCUAGAGAGAGUUGCACUUUGUACUGGCUUACCAGUUAUACCAUCUGAUACUUUGCUGAAUCAAAAGCUGAAGCAGAAUGACUCCUUUAAGCAGUGCGACUCCUUUCACAUAGAAAAGUUCAUUGAGGAACAUGCUUGCUGUGGUGAAGGGGGGAAACGACCAAGUAAAACAUUGAUGUUCCUUGAGGGCUGUCCUAAACAUCUCGGUUGCACUAUUUUGUUGAAAGGAAGUCAUUCUGAAGAACUCAAAAAGAUUAAGUGUGUUGUGCAGAAUGCCGUUGUCAUGGCAUAUCAUUUAAUCCUAGAAACUUCUUUCCUUAUUGAUCAGAAGGCAAUGUUAUCUAGAAUCCUUUUCACUGGAAUAGCAAAUGUUUUGCUACCAGGUCGGGAAUCCCAUGCUUCAGAAAUUGGUAACCUAAGUGUUCCUUGUCUCGAUGGGUCUACUGCUGAAACUCGAUCGCAUGAAGUUGACAUUCCGAUUUCCAAUGCAUUCAAUGAAGAAGGUUACCACAUAAAUGGGGAAAAAAAUGGUGAUCAAAUCAUGAAUUCAGGAUUAGACUACAAUUCAGCAUUAUCUUUGGAGCCAUAUAAUCCGGCAAUUCUCUCUGGGUUGUCGUCUAUUUCUGCUUCUCUGAAGAAAGUUAUAGGAAAUAAUUUCCCUCUUGCAUCCACUGCCCCUUAUCGGUCAUUGUCUGCAUAUUUUGGGUUAAAUGGGAUGCAAUCCAAGCUAAUAGAAGCAGUUCCGACAGUGAAAUAUUUUGAGGUCACAGAUCAAUUUUAUGUGGAAUCUAAAGGUGAUCCUGAUGAAAAGAAACCUCUUGAGGACAGACAAGCCCAAUUUUCUCAUGCUUUCUUUGAAGCCCCACUUGACUUGAAAGUUAAUGGACAUGAUAACGAAGAACUUAAAAAUAAGGACAUCAACACAAUGUUGAAUUCACAGAGUAUUUUGGUUCUUAUUGCAAGCCGGAAUGCCUUACGGGAGACUAUAUGUAAGCAAAGCCAUUUUAGCCAUAUAAUGUUCUACAGGAAUUUUGAUGUUCCUCUUGGAAAGUUCCUUCAAGAUAAUCUACUCAAUCAGGGAAGUCAGUGUGCUGUAUGUGGUGAACCGCCAAAAGUUCACUUUUACCAUUAUGCACAUCGUAGUAAGCAAUUAACAAUACAGGUUAAACAGCUUCCUAAGCAUUUAUCUGGGGAAGCACAGGGAAAACUCUGGAUGUGGAGUCGCUGUGGCAAGUGUAAAACUGGGAAUGGAAUUUCAAAAACUACAAAAAGAGUGCUAAUGUCAACUGCUGCCCGUAGUCUUUCAUUUGGAAAGUUCUUGGAACUCAGCUUUUCUGAACACUCUUCAUCCGGCCAAUCAUCCAGCUGUGGGCAUUCUCUGCAUAAGGACUUCCUAUAUUUCUUUGGGUCGGGUCCUAUGGUUGCAAUGUUUAGUUGCUCCUCAGUUACUACUUAUACCAUGUCAAUGCCUCCACAACAGCUGGAGUUUAGUAAGUCAAUUAGAUCAGAUUGGCUGAAGGAAGAGUUUGAAAAUGUUUAUAUGAAAGGGUUGCUAAUGUUCAGAGAGGUUGCAAGCUUUUUGGUGCAGAUAAGAUCUCAAUUUGAGGGCUCGACUCUAAACCUUAAAGGCUCCUUAAAGGAAUUUUCUGAUGUUGAAGAGAUGUUGAAACUGGAAGCUUCUGAUUUUGAGGUAAACUUUCAGAAUGCUGUUGCAGAGAAUGGAAAUGCAAACUUGGGUUUUCACCCACUCCUCAGCUUGACCCAACUAAGGUGGGAUCUUCUUCUGGAAUCAUGCCUUUGGGAUAGACGCCUGCAUUCUCUCCUCUUGCCUGAUCCUACAGUAGUAGUUGUUGGUGCCAAUAACAAAGCGGUUCUGGAGCAAUUGGAGUCGGAUAUGAGUAGUGCUGAUGGAGAGGACAAUAGGACAGAAGCUAAAUCUGGAAAUGGUGAUCAGUGUUCUUAUAAUACUGGUAAUCUGAAAGAUGAGACAGGUUCAUCUGUUGAAAGAAAUGAAUUUUCAGGUGAUAAAUUCUCUUCAAAUGUUCCUGUUAAAAAAUUCGAGGAAUGUGACAGCAUACACAAUUCCACUAUGGUUGAGAAUAUUGGAAAGCCAACAGUGAACGGUACAUGCCCUGUGAAAUCAUCCAGCCUAGAGUUUGUUGUGACAUCUAAUAUUUCUGUUCUUCCUCAUCUUGGUGAUGAGAAUUAUCAAGCAGAGGAUGAACUGCUGUCAGAUCAUUUGCAAGUGGAUAGAACAAUUCCAAUUUCUACAGAGCUUUCUUCCGAUGAAUCGAUAGUUGACUCAAAUGGAUCUAGUAGGGGUGGAUCUCCACGUUCAUUACUAUCCAGCUUAGAAAACUUAAACGGAUGGUUUUGGAUGCCUUUAUCUGAAAUCAGACAGAUAUACAUGAAGGAUCUUCUAAGAGGAAAGGCCCCCAAGUUCGAAUCUAUCAGUAGUUAUACUCCUGAGAAAAUACCCACAGGCAAUCAAUUAAUCAGGGAGGAAGGGAUGAGGCUACACAUACCUCUAGGAAUGAAUGAUUAUAUAUUGUCAGACUAUGAGAGUGAACUAUCAAGUAUAAUUGCUUGUGCAUUAUUGUCGCUGAAAGAUCUUCAUGCUGUAGCAGAAAUGUCUAAUGAGGAUGGGAGGAGAGAUAAACUAACUGAAAGUUUACGUCGCCACAUUCAAGUUCCUACAAUAACAUCCCCCCAUUGGUCUCCUAGUGGUUCAUCUGAUUCAGACUCUGUCUCUAGUCUGAGCAUUUCUUCAGACGAGCCACAGUUUUCCAGUUUUGAUGGGUUAAACUUGAUGGAUUCUUUAGUUCCUCCUGAUGCUCUUAACAUAGAAGUUCCUCUAGGGGUUUCAAAAUCACUUGGGAAGGGUAAAUACACAGUAGUAUGUUUAUAUGCUAACCAGUUCCGUGAUCUUCGGGAACGGUGCUGCCCUUCAGAGCUUGAUUAUAUUGCUUCGCUUAGCCGUUGCAGAAACUGGGAUGCCAAAGGAGGGAAGAGCAAGUCCUUUUUUGCCAAAACACUUGAUGACAGAUUUAUUAUAAAGGAAAUUAAGAAGACGGAGUAUGAUUCAUUUGAGAAGUUUGCUUUACAUUAUUUCAAAUACAUGAACCAGGCGUUUGAGUCUGGUAGCCAAACCUGUCUUGCGAAAGUUCUUGGAAUUUAUCAGGUGAUAGUAAGACAGCCAAAAACUGGGAAAGAGACAAGACAUGAUCUUAUGGUAAUGGAGAAUCUUACCUUUGGAAGAAACAUUACUCGCCAGUAUGAUCUUAAAGGUGCCUUGCAUGCUCGAUUCAGUUCAGCUGCUGAUGGUUCUGGAGAUGUUCUUUUGGAUCAGAACUUUGUCAAUGACAUGAAUUCUUCUCCGUUAUACCUUAGUAAUAAAGACAAGCGUCUCUUGCAGCGUGCUAUAUGGAAUGACACAACGUUCCUCAAUUCGAUCAACGUAAUGGAUUACUCUUUACUUCUUGGUGUGGAUACGCAGCGGCGGGAGCUUGUUUGCGGGAUUAUUGAUUAUCUGAGGCAGUAUACCUGGGACAAACAACUAGAGACAUGGGUUAAGUCUUCUCUAGUUGUUCCCAAGAACGUGUUGCCAACAGUUAUCUCUCCCAAGGAAUACAAGAAAAGGUUCAGAAAGUUCAUGUCAACUUACUUUUUCAGCGUCCCUGAUGAUUGGGGCUCACAGGAAUCCUGUGACCCUUGUGAACUUGGUGGUGGCAUUAGAGAUAAUGAUAUUGAUAUGUCCUCUCAAUCCAAGUAAUGGUAUUUCUGGCUAGAUCUUGUAUUCCUUGUUUCUCUUUUCUUUUUUUUCCCUGGAAUUAGCCAUCAUUUUUGAGAAAUUAUUGUGUACAUAUCCAAUCCGUUAUCGUGCAGUUUUUAGCAAAGUUCUGGGGUAGUUUCAUUGCUAUAGGUCUACCAUAUCCAUAUUAAUGUCCAUAUAUUUGUACAGUGAAGAGAGGAAUUGUAGAUAGCCGGGGUAAUAGGAAGACUGAUAAUUUUAAAGCAAUUUAAAGUUGAAGUUUUAUGUUGAAGAUUGUAUGAAUGUAUUGAUGGGGAUGAUCCAUCCUCUGGUUUUGACUGCACUGUCAGUUAUGUUCCCAGCAAAGGAUUUGCAGAUAUUUCAUAUGGGCGGAAGAUCUUAAAGGAUACAAGGAUAAAUGAUUAUCAAACUCAGUAGCUGGAUUUGUUUAACUUUAAGCAACUAGCAAACCCGCAAUUAUGAAUAGGGUUUUGUUUUUGAUGUUUUUAUAAUAGGAAAAGGUUUUUUUAUUUAAUAUUAAUAUAAUUAUUAAAAUAAAAUGAAAUUUCAUUGAGUGACAUCUUCUUUAGUAGGCAAGUAUCAAUCGAUAAAAAAAUAAUUUAAAUACUUGGAGAAGUAUAAAGGUGUAAAAUUGCGGGUGAGGGAAGUAGGAAAACCGGGAAAGGCAUACAUGGAGAAACAUGAUUGGGUUGUGAAGAGUAACAAAUUGACAGUGAGUAUGACAUAGUCUCUCUUCGUCCACGCUCGUUCUAACAGAAAGAAUCUUAUUACUCGAUGCCCACUAGAGUGUCUCUCCAUUACGCGCUCCCACUUAUAUUUUUAAUGUUAACCCACUUGCACUUGAACUUGCACUUGCACGGACCCUUCUUUUAAAGUCUCCCACGCCAGGAAUCAACCAAGCCAAGCAAAGCACAACGCAACCCACUUAGCUACUACAACGCUUACCCAAACUUACCAAACCUCAAAUAAACAGUUUACAGAUUCGGAGACUCCAUGUUGGGACCAAAUUAGUUCCCCCACCCCCCUCUCCCCUGCAUCCGUCUGCAACUGUCAGCAAGUGGUAGUAUCAACUUGAUAGAAAUUCUGAGGCAACUGAGUCAAAAUUCAAUGAUCUGUUCUCGCCAAUAACUGUUAAUAUAGAAUGGUAGUCAGUAUCGCGGUGAUUGAAGGUUAACCUCUGGUUUGAGGGUCUCCAAGACCAAAAGAUGAGUCUUGCAUGCCUGGUGUGCCACAGUGUGGAAAGUCCGUCACACUCUUUCCGGAGUUACUCUGUUUCAAGCUCAGAUAACGAGGGAAGAUGUUCAGCUGUUGCUAACUGCUUAGCAAGGAAGACAUCUCUACCAUCUGCAAGACCAGCUAUAACAACGACCUCCAAAGUGGCCCCACAACCAAAUUUUCAAAACAGCGUUGGAAUGGCAGGUCCGCCACGUCUGGUGCGUAGUCGUGCUGUUAGGAGGGAUCUUGUGAGAGACUGGAACUUUGAAGAGGUUGUGAUGGAACGCUAGUUUGCUUAGUAUGAGGUGCAAGACUGUGGGGGCUCUCUCCAUUUGGGCUCUCUAUUUUGUAUUAGUGUGCAAAAACUGAACUUUUCAGCAUAUGUAACACACUGAGUAAAGAUUAUUGAAUGUGAAGAACAUAUCACAUGUCCUAUGUCUCCUGCCUUAUUUGUUUAGGUGUUUUGGUACAGCAUGGGCAUGGCUGACAAUCUGUACAGCUUCCUCAACCCACUGCAAAUUUGGGUUAGACAGGUGGAAGCCGGCAAGAUUGGCUCUGCUCAGCCCUCUUUAGACAGCAUUCGAAGUUAGUUUUAAUAUUGUCCUCAAUUGUGCCAGCUUAGUUUUAUUAUUGUCCUCAAUUGUGCCAGCUGGGGCAGUCCACUCCAUCUGCCUUUUAUCUUUAUUUUUCAUUUUGAUGUAUGAUGAUAUGGUUCAGAUUGAAAUUAUAGAUUUUUGUUGUAGCUGAA
This is a messenger RNA of Gossypium arboreum, 7339 nucleotides long. RefSeq names its product putative 1-phosphatidylinositol-3-phosphate 5-kinase FAB1D. The transcript has 15 exons. Bases 346 to 5376 code for a protein of 1676 amino acids. Gene Ontology annotation, biological process: phosphatidylinositol phosphate biosynthetic process. The record is from RefSeq and is a predicted model, not a curated record. Gene Ontology annotation, cellular component: endosome membrane. Gene Ontology annotation, molecular function: ATP binding; 1-phosphatidylinositol-3-phosphate 5-kinase activity. NCBI's taxonomy places the organism in Eukaryota, Viridiplantae, Streptophyta, Magnoliopsida, Malvales, Malvaceae.